Molecule: messenger RNA, 5158 nt
Organism: Protopterus annectens (West African lungfish)
Lineage: Eukaryota; Metazoa; Chordata; Ceratodontiformes; Protopteridae
Exons: 2
Coding region: 5-5143 (1712 amino acids)
Source: RefSeq, a predicted model, not a curated record
AGAAAUGAUGUUUUAUAGGAAAAUCAUGUUAAGGAAGAAUAAAGAAAUGAUGUUUUACAGGAAGAUAAUGUUAAGGAAGAAUAAAGAAAUGAUGUUUUACAGGAAGAUAAUGUUAAGGAAGAAUAAAGAAAUGAUGUUUGACAGGAAGAUAAUGUUAAGGAAGAAUAAAGAAAUGAUGUUUUACAGGAAGAUAAUGUUAAGGAAGAAUAAAGAAAUGAUGUUUGACAGGAAGAUCAUGUUAAGGAAGAAUAAAGAAAUGAUGUUUGACAGGAAGAUAAUGUUAAGGAAGAAUAAAGAAAUGAUGUUUGACAGGAAGAUAAUGUUAAGGAAGAAUAAAGAAAUGAUGUUUGACAGGAAGAUAAUGUUAAGGAAGAAUAAAGAAAUGAUGUUUUACAGGAAGAUCAUGUUAAGGAAGAAUAAAGAAAUGAUGUUUGACAGGAAGAUAAUGUUAAGGAAGAAUAAAGAAAUGAUGUUUGACAGGAAGAUAAUGUUAAGGAAGAAUAAAGAAAUGAUGUUUGACAGGAAGAUAAUGUUAAGGAAGAAUAAAGAAAUGAUGUUUGACAGGAAGAUAAUGUUAAGGAAGAAUAAAGAAAUGAUGUUUGACAGGAAGAUAAUGUUAAGGAAGAAUAAAGAAAUGAUGUUUGACAGGAAGAUAAUGUUAAGGAAGAAUAAAGAAAUGAUGUUUGACAGGAAGAUAAUGUUAAGGAAGAAUAAAGAAAUGAUGUUUUACAGGAAGAUAAUGUUAAGGAAGAAUAAAGAAAUGAUGUUUUACAGGAAGAUCAUGUUAAGGAAGAAUAAAGAAAUGAUGUUUGACAGGAAGAUAAUGUUAAGGAAGAAUAAAGAAAUGAUGUUUUACAGGAAGAUAAUGUUAAGGAAGAAUAAAGAAAUGAUGUUUGACAGGAAGAUAAUGUUAAGGAAGAAUAAAGAAAUGAUGUUUGACAGGAAGAUAAUGUUAAGGAAGAAUAAAGAAAUGAUGUUUGACAGGAAGAUAAUGUUAAGGAAGAAUAAAGAAAUGAUGUUUGACAGGAAGAUAAUGUUAAGGAAGAAUAAAGAAAUGAUGUUUUACAGGAAGAUAAUGUUAAGGAAGAAUAAAGAAAUGAUGUUUUACAGGAAGAUAAUGUUAAGGAAGAAUAAAGAAAUGAUGUUUUACAGGAAGAUAAUGUUAAGGAAGAAUAAAGAAAUGAUGUUUGACAGGAAGAUAAUGUUAAGGAAGAAUAAAGAAAUGAUGUUUGACAGGAAGAUAAUGUUAAGGAAGAAUAAAGAAAUGAUGUUUUACAGGAAGAUAAUGUUAAGGAAGAAUAAAGAAAUGAUGUUUUACAGGAAGAUCAUGUUAAGGAAGAAUAAAGAAAUGAUGUUUUACAGGAAGAUCAUGUUAAGGAAGAAUAAAGAAAUGAUGUUUGACAGGAAGAUAAUGUUAAGGAAGAAUAAAGAAAUGAUGUUUUACAGGAAGAUCAUGUUAAGGAAGAAUAAAGAAAUGAUGUUUUACAGGAAGAUCAUGUUAAGGAAGAAUAAAGAAAUGAUGUUUUACAGGAAGAUCAUGUUAAGGAAGAAUAAAGAAAUGAUGUUUGACAGGAAGAUCAUGUUAAGGAAGAAUAAAGAAAUGAUGUUUUACAGGAAGAUAAUGUUAAGGAAGAAUAAAGAAAUGAUGUUUGACAGGAAGAUAAUGUUAAGGAAGAAUAAAGAAAUGAUGUUUGACAGGAAGAUAAUGUUAAGGAAGAAUAAAGAAAUGAUGUUUGACAGGAAGAUAAUGUUAAGGAAGAAUAAAGAAAUGAUGUUUGACAGGAAGAUAAUGUUAAGGAAGAAUAAAGAAAUGAUGUUUGACAGGAAGAUAAUGUUAAGGAAGAAUAAAGAAAUGAUGUUUGACAGGAAGAUAAUGUUAAGGAAGAAUAAAGAAAUGAUGUUUGACAGGAAGAUAAUGUUAAGGAAGAAUAAAGAAAUGAUGUUUGACAGGAAGAUAAUGUUAAGGAAGAAUAAAGAAAUGAUGUUUGACAGGAAGAUAAUGUUAAGGAAGAAUAAAGAAAUGAUGUUUGACAGGAAGAUAAUGUUAAGGAAGAAUAAAGAAAUGAUGUUUGACAGGAAGAUAAUGUUAAGGAAGAAUAAAGAAAUGAUGUUUGACAGGAAGAUAAUGUUAAGGAAGAAUAAAGAAAUGAUGUUUGACAGGAAGAUAAUGUUAAGGAAGAAUAAAGAAAUGAUGUUUGACAGGAAGAUAAUGUUAAGGAAGAAUAAAGAAAUGAUGUUUGACAGGAAGAUCAUGUUAAGGAAGAAUAAAGAAAUGAUGUUUGACAGGAAGAUAAUGUUAAGGAAGAAUAAAGAAAUGAUGUUUGACAGGAAGAUAAUGUUAAGGAAGAAUAAAGAAAUGAUGUUUGACAGGAAGAUAAUGUUAAGGAAGAAUAAAGAAAUGAUGUUUGACAGGAAGAUAAUGUUAAGGAAGAAUAAAGAAAUGAUGUUUGACAGGAAGAUAAUGUUAAGGAAGAAUAAAGAAAUGAUGUUUGACAGGAAGAUCAUGUUAAGGAAGAAUAAAGAAAUGAUGUUUGACAGGAAGAUAAUGUUAAGGAAGAAUAAAGAAAUGAUGUUUGACAGGAAGAUAAUGUUAAGGAAGAAUAAAGAAAUGAUGUUUUACAGGAAGAUAAUGUUAAGGAAGAAUAAAGAAAUGAUGUUUGACAGGAAGAUAAUGUUAAGGAAGAAUAAAGAAAUGAUGUUUGACAGGAAGAUAAUGUUAAGGAAGAAUAAAGAAAUGAUGUUUGACAGGAAGAUAAUGUUAAGGAAGAAUAAAGAAAUGAUGUUUGACAGGAAGAUCAUGUUAAGGAAGAAUAAAGAAAUGAUGUUUUACAGGAAGAUCAUGUUAAGGAAGAAUAAAGAAAUGAUGUUUGACAGGAAGAUAAUGUUAAGGAAGAAUAAAGAAAUGAUGUUUGACAGGAAGAUCAUGUUAAGGAAGAAUAAAGAAAUGAUGUUUGACAGGAAGAUCAUGUUAAGGAAGAAUAAAGAAAUGAUGUUUGACAGGAAGAUCAUGUUAAGGAAGAAUAAAGAAAUGAUGUUUUACAGGAAGAUCAUGUUAAGGAAGAAUAAAGAAAGGAUGUUUUACAGGAAGAUCAUGUUAAGGAAGAAUAAAGAAAGGAUGUUUUACAGGAAGAUCAUGUUAAGGAAGAAUAAAGAAAGGAUGUUUUACAGGAAGAUCAUGUUAAGGAAGAAUAAAGAAAUGAUGUUUUACAGGAAGAUCAUGUUAAGGAAGAAUAAAGAAAUGAUGUUUGACAGGAAGAUCAUGUUAAGGAAGAAUAAAGAAAUGAUGUUUGACAGGAAGAUAAUGUUAAGGAAGAAUAAAGAAAUGAUGUUUUACAGGAAGAUAAUGUUAAGGAAGAAUAAAGAAAUGAUGUUUGACAGGAAGAUAAUGUUAAGGAAGAAUAAAGAAAUGAUGUUUGACAGGAAGAUAAUGUUAAGGAAGAAUAAAGAAAUGAUGUUUUACAGGAAGAUAAUGUUAAGGAAGAAUAAAGAAAUGAUGUUUGACAGGAAGAUAAUGUUAAGGAAGAAUAAAGAAAUGAUGUUUGACAGGAAGAUAAUGUUAAGGAAGAAUAAAGAAAUGAUGUUUGACAGGAAGAUAAUGUUAAGGAAGAAUAAAGAAAUGAUGUUUGACAGGAAGAUAAUGUUAAGGAAGAAUAAAGAAAUGAUGUUUUACAGGAAGAUAAUGUUAAGGAAGAAUAAAGAAAUGAUGUUUGACAGGAAGAUAAUGUUAAGGAAGAAUAAAGAAAUGAUGUUUGACAGGAAGAUAAUGUUAAGGAAGAAUAAAGAAAUGAUGUUUGACAGGAAGAUCAUGUUAAGGAAGAAUAAAGAAAUGAUGUUUGACAGGAAGAUCAUGUUAAGGAAGAAUAAAGAAAUGAUGUUUGACAGGAAGAUAAUGUUAAGGAAGAAUAAAGAAAUGAUGUUUGACAGGAAGAUAAUGUUAAGGAAGAAUAAAGAAAUGAUGUUUUACAGGAAGAUAAUGUUAAGGAAGAAUAAAGAAAUGAUGUUUGACAGGAAGAUAAUGUUAAGGAAGAAUAAAGAAAUUAUGUUUUACAGGAAGAUAAUGUUAAGGAAGAAUAAAGAAAUGAUGUUUGACAGGAAGAUCAUGUUAAGGAAGAAUAAAGAAAUGAUGUUUGACAGGAAGAUAAUGUUAAGGAAGAAUAAAGAAAUGAUGUUUGACAGGAAGAUCAUGUUAAGGAAGAAUAAAGAAAUGAUGUUUUACAGGAAGAUAAUGUUAAGGAAGAAUAAAGAAAUGAUGUUUGACAGGAAGAUAAUGUUAAGGAAGAAUAAAGAAAUGAUGUUUGACAGGAAGAUAAUGUUAAGGAAGAAUAAAGAAAUGAUGUUUUACAGGAAGAUAAUGUUAAGGAAGAAUAAAGAAAUGAUGUUUGACAGGAAGAUAAUGUUAAGGAAGAAUAAAGAAAUGAUGUUUGACAGGAAGAUAAUGUUAAGGAAGAAUAAAGAAAUGAUGUUUGACAGGAAGAUAAUGUUAAGGAAGAAUAAAGAAAUUAUGUUUUACAGGAAGAUAAUGUUAAGGAAGAAUAAAGAAAUGAUGUUUGACAGGAAGAUAAUGUUAAGGAAGAAUAAAGAAAUGAUGUUUGCCAGGAAGAUCAUGUUAAGGAAGAAUAAAGAAAUGAUGUUUGACAGGAAGAUCAUGUUAAGGAAGAAUAAAGAAAUGAUGUUUGACAGGAAGAUAAUGUUAAGGAAGAAUAAAGAAAUGAUGUUUGACAGGAAGAUAAUGUUAAGGAAGAAUAAAGAAAUGAUGUUUUACAGGAAGAUAAUGUUAAGGAAGAAUAAAGAAAUGAUGUUUGACAGGAAGAUAAUGUUAAGGAAGAAUAAAGAAAUGAUGUUUGACAGGAAGAUAAUGUUAAGGAAGAAUAAAGAAAUGAUGUUUUACAGGAAGAUAAUGUUAAGGAAGAAUAAAGAAAUGAUGUUUGACAGGAAGAUAAUGUUAAGGAAGAAUAAAGAAAUGAUGUUUUACAGGAAGAUAAUGUUAAGGAGGAAUAAAGAAAGGAUGUUUUACAGGAAGAUAAUGUUAAGGAAGAAUAAAGAAAUGAUGUUUUACAGGAAGAUAAUGUUAAGGAAGAAUAAAGAAAUGAUGUUUUACAGGAAGAUAAUGUUAAGGACGAAUAAAGAAAUGAUGUUUUACUGAGAUAAGAAUGAUUUU